AGCCAAUAAAUUAGGUUCUUGUUCAGAGCGUGGAACCAUCCAAUGGAAGGGUUGGUUGUUGCGCUGCAGUUGGCAGGCGGCUGCGGGAGGCGGUGGCGGUAGGCAGCCGGAGGCAGCGGGGUGACAGGAAAGUGAAGAGCCUCACAAAAUCUAUAGUAGGAGCUAGACCCUCCGGUACAAUGUUGAAUAGAAGUGAUGAUAAUGGUCAUCUCUGUCUUGUUUUCAACUUCAGAGCUAGACUUGGAAAAUAUUUACGUCUCAACAAAUGAAUUCCACACUUGAAAUCUGCCACAUUCCUGUGCCACCUCCUCCUUUAGAAAACUGAUCUUAAAACAGAGAGGUAAAAAAAAAAAAAAAAUAGAAGGUAGAAGAAGAUGCUGGGAUCUGAACGUGGUGUUGUGGAAGAAUGGUUGUCAGAAUUCAAGGCGUUACCUGACACUCAGGUCACCAAUUAUGCAGCAACUUUACACCGGAAAAAAACACUGGUACCAGCCCUCUAUAAAGUUAUUCAAGAUUUGAAUAAUGAGCUGCUGGAGCCUGUCUGCCACCAGCUCUUUGAACUCUAUCGUAGCUCUGAAGUUCGACUUAAGAGGUUCACACUGCAGUUCUUGCCAGAAUUGAUAUGGGUUUAUUUACGGCUUACAGUUAGCCGAGACAGACAGAGUAAUGGUUGUAUUGAAGCACUUCUGUUAGGAAUUUACAAUUUGGAAAUCGCUGAUAAAGAUGGAAACAAUAAAGUUCUAUCUUUCACUAUCCCUUCCUUAUCUAAGCCUUCAAUAUACCAUGAGCCCUCAACAAUUGGAUCCAUGGCUUUGACAGAAGGGGCAUUGUGUCAGCAUGAUCUCAUCAGGGUUGUUUAUAGUGAUCUUCAUCCUCAGAGGGAAACAUUCACUGCACAAAACCGGUUUGAAGUCCUGAGUUUUCUCAUGUUAUGCUAUAACUCUGCUAUUGUGUAUAUGCCUGCCUCAUCUUACCAAUCACUUUGUCGGAUGGGCUCCAGGGUUUGUGUUAGUGGGUUUCCACGGCAACAUGAAAAACAGUGGAAAGAACUCUGUGGUCGAAUAGUAUUGGAUCCUGAAUUUAUGGUGCAACUUCUCACAGGGGUCUAUUAUGCCAUGUACAAUGGACAGUGGGACCUUGGCCAGGGAGUCCUUGAUGAUAUCAUUUACAGAGCUCAGCUAGAACUCUUCUCUCAACCACUAUUGGUUGCCAAUGCCAUGAAAAACUCACUACCAUUUGAUGCUCCUGAUUCUUCACAAGAAGGCCAGAAAGUACUUAAAGUAGAAGUCACUCCAACAGUGCCGAGAAUUUCUCGUACUGCAAUUACAACAGCUUCAAUCCGUCGUCAUAGAUGGAGGAGAGAAGAUGGCUUUGACUUCUCAAACGAGGCUGACUCGAGUAUUCCUGGCUCCCCGAUCCAACACGGCUCCACUGACCUAGGGAUCAAACGUGUGCAAGAGGGGGAGGUGCUGGUGCGCAGGACCCCUGAGCAUGGCUCGCCGGAGCCCAACUCAGCAGCAGCCACAACAGAGGGUGCCGAGGGUGUAAAUGGAGGAGAGGAAUCUGUAAACCUGAAUGAUGCAGAUGAAGGAUUUUCAUCAGGGGCUUCCCUCAGCAGUCAGCCAGUUGGGACCAAACCAUCAUCCUCCUCUCAGAGGGGAAGUUUAAGGAAAGUAGCAGCUGGGCGUUCAGCCAAGGAUAAAGAAACAGCCUCUGCAAUCAAAUCCAAUGAGAGCCCUCGAGAUUCAGUAGUUCGCAGGCAGUAUGUACAGCAAUCAGCUGAUCUUAGUGUAGAUUCACUUGAGCUGACACCGAUGAAAAAACACCUGAGCCUGCCUGCUGGCCAGGUGGUGCCAAAAACCAAUAGUUUAAGUUUAAUCCGGACAGCCAGUGCUUCCUCAAGUAAAUCAUUUGACUAUGUAAAUGGCAGUCAAGCAACUACCAGCAUUGGGGUUGGCACUGAGGGAGUUAAAAAUUUAGCAGCUAACAAUGCUAAUCGUUAUUCAACUAUCAGUCUACAGGAAGACCGGCUAGGUCAAGCUGGAGAAGGUAAAGAGCUCCUCAGCCCAGGAGCCCCCUUAACCAAGCAGUCUCGAUCCCCAAGUUUCAAUAUGCAGCUAAUAUCCCAGGUGUAGCUUUGAUAUUAUUCUCUCGCCUCUUUCUGCUUACCUUUUAAACUGAACAUUUCAUUGUGCGCGAAGACGCUUCAUCCCACAUUGUGAAAAUAUUGGUCAUCGUAAUCAGAUUUGAUUUAGUGUAGGUAUCUUCAUACUGUAUUUUGUAUGGAAACAGCAAUAAGGUUUUCUUUUUUUCUCCUAUAUCUUCACCUAUUCCUUGUAAAUGUGUUCGUGAAGCAGUAUAAAAUGUAUGCCUUUUCCAUGCCUUCCUUUCUCCUUGGGUGAUGUGCAAUCCAUCGUAGGCUGAUCAGUCCCAUUUCAACACUGUGAGACUGAGGAUAUAUUAGAGGAAAUGGUGUAUAUGAUCCCUAUGAAAUGAUUCUUUGGCUUUGUUUAAAAAAAACAAAACGGGUUUCUUCUCAUAAUCUAUAGAACUAUGAAGACUACUGGAUCAUAUUUUUUUCUCUUUUAACCAGGAGUGCCUCAGAGAUUCUGCUGUGACUUUGGACUUCUCUGAGUCUGUGCAAUCGUUUUCUUGAGAAGCAUGGGGAAAGGUGGCAGACUGCUGCACUUUUUUCAUUAAAAUGAGGGUAGCUCUUUAUUUUCCCCAUUUCCUUUAUCCUGAGGACAUAAAUGUUUAAUAUUGAGGCAUUCAAAUCAAGUUGUGGCCUCCUCUGCUGGAGACGGGGCUCUAAGUUGAUUGUGUAGUUGAUAAUGCACUUUCAAUGGCUCUAUAGUCAUGAUUAACAUGUCUUCCCUCCUCCCCACAAGGACAUAGGGUCAUGUCUGCCCUUAAAGUUUGAACAACUAACAAAUCAGAGCAUCCAAGGGGCAUGUUCUUUUUCCCAGGAAUGAUUGACACUUUGGUGCUGGGGUUUUGUGGGGGGGGAGGGAUGGUUUUUGUUUAGCUUGUGUGGGAUUGUGUGUGUUAGGGAGAUUUUGCCUGGUUUUUUGUUGUUGUUUAUUUUCCUUUGUGAGCUGAUGAUGACUGAAGUAGAGCAAGUACGUCUUCAGGUAAAGAGAGGGAUUUCUCAAUCCACUUUCUGUGAUGUCAGACUAUUGGAGAAACCCUUUCAGCUGCUUUCUAGAUGUACCUAAAUUCAGUCAGAUAUUUUAGAUUAAGAUACCUGAAGUCCUGAUAGAUUAUAUACUCCAAGGAAAUACAUCAGGGACAGAUAAUUGGCUGAAAACACUGACACUUCAAUGUGACACAUUUUUAUAGAACAUUUCUACCAGGGAGUACUGACUUGAUUUCUCCUACAAGGACACACUGCCUUUGUGUUUAAUGUAAUGCAAUUUGUGUACCUUCUAAUCAUCUAUCUGCAAAAAUUUCUCACUUUUAUAAAACUUUGAAAUCAUGCCAGUAAGCUAGAUGUUGAAUGUAUGUAAGUAGCAUUUGGUAACUGUACUAAGAGGCUACAAAAAUGCAUUAUUGGUUUUAAAAAAAAAAGAUAAUAUAAAAAAAAUUUUUUUUUUUUUUUUGUUCUGAUUUGGUUGGAUAAAAUUUCAUUAUAACCUCUUCUGGGUCUCAGGCUCUACUGCUUGAAAUAGAAGGGAAUAUAUUGAGUUUUUGAAAAUUAGUGUAUUGUGAGUUUAAAUGUUUUAAGUUAUCCUCUAUAAAACACAUCAGAGCUAUUAGUGCUUUGUACAUUUAGACGUUUUUACUUUAUUAUUGUGAAAAAAAUUAUAUACUGAAUUUAUAGAAAGCAAGUAUUCUCUUAAUUAACGUUUAAAAAUUUUAACUUUACCAAUUAAAAUUACAGUAGAUUUUGAUUAAUAAAAUGAGAAAAAUGCCUCUUGUUUUUUUUCACACCUAAAAAUCUCCCUCCUUUUUUUCGUUUUGAUUAUAAGAGCAUUUUUUUAAAGGGGCUUUCUGAUAGAAUCUUUAUAAGAACAAUGAAUCUUGAUUGAAUUUGGUGGUCUAUAACAUUUUCAGCUCAUAUGGAAAUGGAAAACUAGAACCUGGACUAGUAUCUGCAACAUUGCUAAAGUCUGCAGUAAAGCUAAAAGGUGAUAGAUGAUUUAUUGAUUUGUGUGUGUGUGUGUAUGAUGUGUACAUAUAUGUGUAUAUAUCACAAAGAUAUAUUUUAGAUAUCUCUUCUUUUAAUUUGACUUAAGGAUGUCAAAUAAAUUAAAAGAAUUAAAAAACAGCCAAAAUAAAUGAAGGGUAAAGGUCUUUGCCACACUAAGAAAAGCAAAGUUUCAGGUAUAGAAGAACAUAAUACUUACCAGGGAAUGAGAUCUUGGCCAUGGCUGGAGGUCAGUCACUACAGGGGAUAACCACCUGGUUUAUUUAGGACUGAAGGAUUGUUUUUAAUUCAACAAAUUGUGUGUUUACUGGCAUCUAAAUCUAGCAUAAUUCUAGUUAAAGCACAAAAGAAAUAUCAAAUAGCAAAGCUAUAAUAAAUAUAAGACAAAAUUUCCCUUUGGUUUUUGUUAGAAAUUGUAUGUUAUAUCUGUAAAAAUGGUUUUGAAAAAGUUCAACUUACUUAGAGGGUUUCACUUAUCAGUAUGUGUAUACAUAUAUAUUUUAUAUGUAUACAUACCCAUUAAUGUUUCAUGACCCUGCAACAUUUGUGUUCCAUUCUUUUAGGCGAUAUGAUUUGGGACCAAUGAGAAAUAUCUCACUUAGGUAAAACUUUACAUUCAGGUUCUUAGAACAGAUUUCCUGUGCAAGACAUAGUUGAAAUGAGUUAGUUUAACAAGCCAAGCUUUCUGAUAUUCAUUUAUGUUAUUUAUUGGCAUUUAAUUUAAAAUAGUUUGUUUUACCUAUAUAAGAGUGCUGUUGCAAAUAUUGACCAGCAACAUUCAUACUUUAUCCUUUAGUAACCUUUUGUUUUAUACUUUAUAAUUUCCAUUUUUAAAAAGUCUAGCCACCUAUGAAAAAGCUAUUUAGGGAUAAAAUACUUGAUUUCUAUAAUAAACCUAUUUGAUUGAGGCCAUCUAUGCCAGGUUGAAUUCAGGAAAAGGAAGAUGUAUCUGAAGGCUUUGGGAACUCUUCUCUAUAACAUUAAUUAAAAAUCAUCUUACUAGAAAACAAACUAAAUGUAAAGUGAAAAGUUGCAUUAGAAGAUUUUUAAAUAUGAAAAUAUUUAAAGAAGCUAGAAAGAAGAAAUGGUUGUCAUUUUAAGUCUUGAUCUCUACCACCACCCUGACCCUCCCAGUUCAUUCUACGGUGCCUGCUUAUUACAGAAUCAGAAUUUUUGUACUAGAAGAGACCCUAGAGAUAAUCUAGCUAGUCUCCAAACCCUGACCCGCAUAUUCAUCCUCAGGAAACUGAGACUCAAAGAGGUUGUGACACAAAUGAGGUCACAUAACUCAGAAGCAGAGCCAGAAUCAAAUCUCUGCCUCCUGUCUAAUGCAUAUUAACACCCCAUGGCCUCCCUUUACGUGUACUACAAUAAAUGUGGUACGUGACACUCUUCAUUUCUGCAGUUUAUUUAGUUCUAGCCUAGUAGUUAGUGAAUACAGCACAUUAAGAAAAGUAUUACUUCCAGAAAAAAUGUAGAGUAAUAAACAUAGAUGUGGAAGUGCUGUACAGAUGUAAGAAUGGAUAUAUUUUUCCUUAUUCUAAUUUAAGCCUUACUAUUUUCUGCCACAAAUCAGUUGUAUGCUGCCAUCUUAUAGUUGGUAAUAUUUUGGGAAUUUAUUUAAAUGUGAAAUAAAACCAGUGAAAUGGCUUUGAUCAGUGUUUCUAGCUAUUUUAAUUUUUGAGUCAGCCAACUUUCAUAGUCACCAAUGUGGCAAGUUAAUUAUAUUGCACAGUAGAGUAUUGCAAGGUGAAGAUUAAAUAAAUUUUAUUCCAUUAAUUUCUAAUGUAGAAAGGGGUUGAACCUUGUGCUUGGAGCAGAUGCAAGCAAUAUUUCCUUGUAUGAUUGAAAAAGGCUUACAUUGUGAAGUGAUGAUUCUAUAAUGAACGGUGACCGUGAUGUCAUUUAAAGGGUAUAUACCAUACAAAAUGUUUUAAAUUUAGUAGUCUCAGCUAUAUAAGCUGUAUUUCCAGCCUGUAUUCUCAAAUUCCACUUAGUAGCUUUAAAUUAAUUAUUAUGUUUUUUUUUUGUUAGAUCCUGGAAUACUGAGAACAGCUUCCUUUAGAUUUUGUUUGCACUAUUUUUAUGAAUAUUUUAGUGAAGUGUUUCCCCCCAGCCCCACCUUACUUUGUGAGGUUGUAUGGGUCCAUUUUUUAGUACUUUACUGUUGACAAUCAGUUGUCUCAUCUAGCUCUCUGCAUGUCCAUUUGUAAAUAGAAAAAAAUUAACCUCUGUCUUUAGGGGGUAGUACACUAUUACACCAACACUGGCAAUGAGAUCUCUCCAUUUUGGAUCUUGAAUUACAAAGUAAGUUUUAUUUUAUGUUUAAAAAAAAAAAUCAGUAUUUCAGUUACAUACUUGUUUUUCAGUUUAGAAAAAGUUCAGUAGGCCAUGCUAGUGGUCAGGAAGUCUGUAAGAGUUUUAGGGCAAUUUUUCUAUACUAUGGCUACGUUAAACAGUCUGAACAUAAGACUUUUUAACUUUCAAGUUAAAUGAUUAUUGUCAUGUUUCAAACCACUAAGUUGUUUGAGACACUUGUUUGUAAUACUUUAAUUUUUUUUAAAAGUGAUUUUUAGAAAAAGUUGUUUGAAAACCAACUAGAAAUUAUUGAUAGCUUAAGCGUUAAAAAAUUAGAGUAUUUACCAGAUUAUUAAAAGAUAGAAUGCAGUGUAGAAUUAUUAAUAGUGCUAAUAAAGUCAUAACAAGUUACCAGAUUGGUAAAAUUUUCCGUUGCCAAGGAUGUCACUUUGAUAAUGUAAGACAUAAAAUUUAAAGUUUAGUAUUACCUGUAUUGUAUGUAUCUAGUGGGUAUAUCAUAUUGGCACUGAACAUACAUUGGAAAUAUUCAAUAGAGUCAGCCAAUGUGCACUUAAACCGUGUUAGAUUUUUGGCUGUGCCAGAAAUUUGUGUGGUUAUGGCAAGCCAUUAAAAUUAGAGGAGACAUCUCCACCCAACCUUCCCUUGCCCACAUAGGAAUGUUCCUUCUAAACCUGGCCACACACCAUAAAAUUUUGGUAACUUCAAUCUUUGGUAUUUUUGGUUUAAAGUGAUCUUAGCCCUUAGUCACGUGACAAAUAUACACAAGAGAAAACAGUUCAGGAUAGAGUGUUAGCGGAAAGCUGGGAAUGAUAUGAAAUAACUGGCAGCAUAGUACAGUGUGUAGGUUCUACGUUUUGCUUCUGAGUUUUGAGAAAAUGUUUUUAUGAUGUUUACAAAUUAAGGCACAUUCAGAUGUCUGCUGUUAUGUUUAAUAUAGAAUUUACCCCCCCAAAAUAGAAUUAGGUGGAUAUUAAAGUAUGAGUCUUUUUAUUUUAACUAUAUAUCUGGAGGCAGGUCUAAUAAAGAAAUCCUUUUAUUUCAAAGAGAAAUAAACUUAAUUGGAUAAUCCAUCUCCAGCUACAGAAUUCAUAUCAAUCUGGUUUGUUGUGUUUGAGUGUCAGUAUCAGAGGAAAUUCUUUACAUCUUCACUGAUAACAAAAUUUAUCAAAGAAAAUAUAUUGACCAAAUAUAAUUUUUAAUGUACCUAACUAUUAAGGAAUGAUGCUCUUUUAACAUAAAAGAUUGCUUUCUAACCCUGGGGGAAAUAAAUUUUCAAAGGUCCUUUGACCUAGAAAAUAGGCAUAUAAUAGCUAUAAGAUUCCAUUUGAGAUUUUGUGAUGUCAGUAAAAAUGACAACAUUUUAUACUUCCAGCAAGGUACCAGUUAAAGGUUAUGUCUAAAUAUUCCUAAUGGAACAUUUUCAAGUCCCCUAAGUCAAGUUAAGGAUUCUGCUCAUCACUAUUGAAUAAAAAGGGGGGGAAAUUUCUAAAAUUAGUAUAUGUCUUUAAAAAAAAAUAAUAUUGGGAAAAUUAUGGAAAUGUACCUCUUUAAAUGAGCAAUUUCAAAUAUUUCUAGUAAGUAUAGUAUUGGUUUAAAUGGUACUAUUUGUUUACAUAAUUGAUGUACAGGAUUACUCUGGGUGUUUUUUUCUUUGCUAGAAAAGUAUAAUUGGGUUAAGAAAAGCUAAAAUACUAGUUUUGUAAUGUAAGCACCAAUAAGAACUAAAGAAUUUAUUUAGACUAUUAAAUGACUUUUUUGAAAACAUGAAAUGUAAUUGUAUAUUAACUGAUAUUCCAAACACGUUCUAUGUAUUAUUUUUUCCAUAUCAAGUGGUAAUUAAAAAGUAAUGAAUGUAUCGAUCAGACUAUCUUGAAAAGAGAAUAUUUGCUAACAGUUACUAAUUUUUUUUUUUUUUAAAUUUUAUCAUCCAAAUGGAAUUGAGAGAUACGCUCCAUGUGAUGUUUUUAAACAUUUGUAAUAAGUUCAUCUGCUAAUUUACAAUGAAUCUUUUUGGUUCUUAUUCUAAAAAUUAUGCUGGCCUUGCAUUCAGUUUAACUGAUUGAACCUGUUAUUAUGGUUUGAAGAUUAUUUUCCCACUAUCUUUCUCAUGAUAAUUUGGCUCUCCUGAGCUACAAUUUCCGAAGGACUUUUACUACUUUGGCAUUAUAUAGUCUGAUCUCUGUCACAAUGGACAAAUAAGCAACAAAUACCCACUCGCAGAUGUUUGCUUGAUAAAAAGAUAUGGAAUGUGUAAAACAAUUCUUUUUCACCAGCAUCAACCUAUAGCUUGAUACAAACUUAUCAAGUAUUUGGAGAACAGUGCUGGUGAAAAUUUAAAAAGGAUGGGCAUGCAGAAAAUAUGAUCUCUACUGAAUGAUGUCCUUUCAACCUAGGACUAGUGAAAACUUUCAUUUUUUUCAGAGUUGAAGAAAAAAAAUCGCACAUUUAAGAUCAUAUUUAUUGGUGCAUGUAAGCCAUUAUCUUAACUGUCUUACUGAACUGGUUAAUGCUGUUGAUUGUUGAAAUGUGAAAUGUAGUCAUUGUUGACCUUGUAAAUACCUGCCAGAGAUGAGAAAAUAUUUUAAGUUAUUGUAAAUAAAAAUGUAUAAAAUUCAGUAUUAGUCUGCGAUGCAGAAACAUCUAAGAUGUUAAAUAUUGUGCUUCUUGAGAGAUAUGUAAUUUUCUCUAGAUGUAUCUAGUUACAUUAGGAAUGUAAAUUUUCUUUUGUACAGUAUAAAAAUACAGCUUUAUUUGGCUUUUCAUUGAAUUUCCCUGAGUUGAUUUUAUAUCUUACCUAAAUUUUAUGCUUUAAAAUGGUCCUUCACUAUAAA
Molecule: messenger RNA, 9297 nt
Organism: Loxodonta africana (African savanna elephant)
Lineage: Eukaryota; Metazoa; Chordata; Mammalia; Proboscidea; Elephantidae
Gene: HYCC2
Product: hyccin PI4KA lipid kinase complex subunit 2
Exons: 15
Coding region: 375-2135 (586 amino acids)
Biological process (GO): protein localization to plasma membrane; phosphatidylinositol phosphate biosynthetic process
Cellular component (GO): plasma membrane
Source: RefSeq, a predicted model, not a curated record